Nycticebus coucang (slow loris) is the source of this 3200-nucleotide messenger RNA. RefSeq names its product SH3 domain binding kinase family member 3 (gene SBK3). The transcript has 4 exons. Lineage: Eukaryota; Metazoa; Chordata; Mammalia; Primates; Lorisidae. The record is from RefSeq and is a predicted model, not a curated record. The coding region runs from base 567 to 1652 and encodes 361 amino acids. Gene Ontology annotation, biological process: protein phosphorylation. Gene Ontology annotation, molecular function: protein serine/threonine kinase activity; ATP binding.
GAGGGACAAAGACUUUGAGAGUGAAUUGGGAACAAAGAGAGGAGGAAAGAGACACAGAGACACCCAGAGGGAGGCAGAGAGAGGCAACCACAGAUGAGGGGAGAGGAGGAAGGAGACAGAAAACAGAGUGUGGGGACACCCACAGGCACAAUGGGUGGCCUAAGAGUGGGUAGAGUAUAGGGGGCAACGGAGAGGGCUGGGAACCAACAGAGACAGGAGAGGGAAAAGAGGGUGAGACACCCAGACAUAAGGAAGGUGAAGAGAGACUCCUACAGAAGGAAAGAGACUGAGAUUGGUUAAAGAGAGAGUGAGAAGGAGUCAAAGAAAUAAACUGGGCAACACAGAGAGGAACAUAUACCCAGAGGGAGACAAAGACAUCUUCCAAGCUCGCCAGAGUCAGACGGACCCCAGGGGAGACACAGGCAGACCUCCUCCAGCGGGCUCUCACCCUCGGCUCUGCACAGCAAGGACCCACGGGUUCAGGGGGCUCUGGGGACAAGCUGGUCUCUGUGGAGCCCAGACGAGGGGCGCCUGCCCGGGGCCAGCCAACACCAGGCGACCCUCAGAUGGACCUCAGGGCCCCUGAGACCCCUGAGGAUGGGGACCCAGAGGAAGACACAGCCACGGCCCUCCAACGGCUGGUGGAGCUGACGGCCACCAGGGUGACCCUGGUGAGGAGUCUCCAAGCCCAAUAUCGCCUCAUCCGAAAGCUGGGCUCUGGUUCCUAUGGCCGUGUGCUCCUCGCCCAGCCUCGCCACGGGGGUCCAGCUGUGGCUCUGAAGCUUCUGCGUCGGGACUCUGUCCUGAGAACCACCUUCCUGAGAGAGUUCUGUGUGGGCCGCUGCGUCUCCUCACACCCGGGCCUGCUGCAGACACUGGCAGGACCCCUGCAGACACCCCGCUAUUUUGCCUUCGCCCAGGAGUACGCGCCCUGUGGGGACCUCAGCGGGAUGCUCCAGGAAAGGGGCCUCCCAGAACUGCUGGUGAAGCGGGUGAUGGCCCAGUUGGCCGGCGCUCUGGACUUCCUCCACAGCCGGGGGCUGGUCCAUGCAGACGUCAAGCCAGACAAUGUGCUGGUCUUUGACCCUGUGUGCAGCCGUGUGGCCCUAGGUGACCUGGGUCUGACCCGGCCGGAGGGCAGCCCGACUCCUGCACCCCCAGCCCCGCUGCCCACUGCACCGCCUGAGCUCUGCUUCCUCCUGCCGACCGACACCCUGCCCCUGCGGCCGGCCAUGGACUCCUGGGGCCUGGGGGUGCUUCUAUUCUGUGCAGCCACUGCCUGUUUCCCUUGGGAAGUGGCCUUGGCCCCCGACCCUGAGUUCGAAGCCUUUGCUUGUUGGAUGACCACCAGGCCCCAGCCUCCUCAGCCACCACCACCCUGGGACCAGUUUGCACCCCCAGCUUUGGCCUUGCUCAGGGGGCUUCUAGACCUGGAUCCUGAGACUAGGAGCCCUGCACUGGCUGUCCUGGACUUUCUGGGGGACAACUGGGGGUUGGAGGGAAACAAAGAAGAACCUGGGGACUUGGGGAAUGAGUCCUGUAAGGGUGAGGAGGAAGAGGAAGAGGGAGGGUCAAGCUUGGAGGACUGGACAGAUGAAGAGAAUGACGACAGAGGUGGCAGGAAGACAGGGACAGAUGCAGGAUCGUCCUGACCAGGUGACUGAGACAGGUGGCCAGAGCAUGGGCCAAAGGCCCUUCCCCCAGCUCCCAUGGCCACCUGGAUGGGGAGACAGCUGCUCCCAGAAGACAGAGGGAACACACUGCACUUCUUCCCACUGAAUGCUGGACUUGGAUGUGCAAUCCCCCCUCCAACUGAGGACCCAGGGGUCUAGGCCCCCACCCCCUCCUCCCUCAGACCCCUAGGUACCCCUAGCUCCUCCUCCUUCAGAGCCAGGGAUCCAGGCCCUCAGCCCCUCCUCCCUCAGACCCAGGGCUUCCCCCAGCCCCACCUCCCUCGGAGCCCUUCCUCUUCCUUCUAUUCCAAGUGUUUGUUCUUAAAGGAAGGCUCUGGUUCCCCCUCCCCAUAGAUAGGUUUCUGUGCAAACGUGUUGAAUGCACAUCAAGGAGUUCUGACAGAAUUACUCCUCUCCUCUAAGAUCUUCAGUGACUCCCACUGUCCAUGGCACAAAAUCUGAACUUUCAGGAUCCGACACCAUGUACAUCUCACCCUCUAGCUCUCCCAUUCCUCUAGGGUCAGGUGUCGCCAUGGGAUGCUGGCAGACUUUGGUACACCUUGUGCCCUCCACUGAGAUCACCUCUCUCAGCCCCAAGGCUCUAGGGAGUAUUCCCCAACCCCAGCUCUCUCUGGCGUUCAGAGGAACUUGUAUCAGAAUGAUUCAUUUCUCUCUGCUUUUCUGUCUUCCAUCUCUGAUUGUCCAGGAUGGACCUUUUUCAUUUCUAAAUCCUUCCAGGUUUUGCUCCCACAGAGCACCACAGUUUGUGAUUGUCCAAGUGCCACCCAUCUUUCUCAGACCUGUCCAUCCUAGGAGCCAGGCCUGGUUCUGACGGGCCCCAUCAUUUCCCUGGGCCAACCUGGGCCCCAGUUUUCCCACCCACCACCCUGAUGAUAUAUGGACCUCUGGCUUGGCUCAUUCCUGCAGGAUAGGGGCUGGAUAGAUCCAAUUCUGUGUCCCUGGCACCCAGGAAUAAGAGUCUGAGUUUCCUCAGUGGGAAUUUAUGCUUUCUAGAUUGAAAAGCAAGCUUGCUUAGUGUAGCACAGCAUUUUGAGCUGGUCCAGGGACAGAGAAAGGCUCCAAUUGGUUACGCAGGGGAAACGGGAAGAGUCUAGCACCCCAGUAAAGUUUUUGUUCUCUCACACGCACCUUUGGUUGUGUUAAGAUGCCAUUGUUGGGGGAAGCUGGGUGAGGGGUACAUGGGAACUGCACAAUGUUUGCAACCAUACUGCAAAAUCUACAGUUAUUCCAAAUAAAGUUUAUUUUAAAAAAUAAAAUUAAGGCUUGGCACCCAUAGCACAGUGGUUAUGGCGCCAGCCACAUGCACCCAGGUUGGCAGGUUUGAACCUGGCCCAGGCCAGCUAAACAAAGACAACUACAACAAAAAAAUAGCCGGGCGUUAUGGUGGACACCUGUAGUCCUAGCUACUUGGGAGGCCGAGGCAAAAGAAUCGCUUAUGCCUUUGAGGUUGCUGUGAGCUGUGACACCACGGCACUCUACCAAGGGUGACCCAGUGAGACUCUGUCA